Theileria annulata is the source of this 1527-nucleotide messenger RNA. Its product is annotated as Ankyrin repeat protein, putative. The record is from RefSeq and is a predicted model, not a curated record. Bases 1 to 1527 code for a protein of 508 amino acids. Gene Ontology annotation, molecular function: protein binding. Lineage: Eukaryota; Apicomplexa; Aconoidasida; Piroplasmida; Theileriidae. The transcript is spliced from 5 exons.
AUGGCGAAUAUAGAAGGACUGAGUGAUUACGUGAAGAAAGUAUUUGAGGCUUGCUUUUCAGGGACUUUGUCCGAGCUUAAGGAAAGUGUAAAUAGACUCUUACUGGCUGAUUCACCCGACCUGAAGGACGAAAUAGAGAAAAGUAACAGCAAAAAACGUGACGAAGUGAUUCUGACAAGCUUUGAGCUAUCCGCACUUGAAUACAUUAGAGAUUCCAAGCAACGUUGUGUGUCACAUAUCGCAGCAGCAGGUGGUAACUUGGAGAUCCUAAACACACUUUUAACUGCUUCCCCGAACCUGGCCCACAUAGAAGAUGAGAACAACGAGAACUCGUUGUUUUAUCUUAUUCGCUCGAUUAUUACGAAUUCAUUUGAAAGUGACAUGGUGAGCGCCGAUAAAUUGGAUAAAUCCUCUUCACUGGAAGAGAACAGAAUAGACUGUUUAAUCCUGUUGAUUGGAUUAUGCGGCAUAAAUAAUAUGAAUAAAUUCGGCCUAAGCCCACUGCACGUUGCCACAGAGCUAGGAAGUUAUCAGAUUUGUAAAAUAUUAUUGGAAAAUAACGCUAAUGUGAAUGUAUGUAGUAAAUCUUUUAACACACCCUUAUCAAUAGCUGUGAUUAAGUCCCAUACGAUCCUCGUUGACCUAUUUCUGGAACACGGUGCGGAUCCAAAUAUCAUUAGUGUGGAAGACAAAGGUGAUGAUAACUCUGAUUCAGAUAAAUCAAUACCACCUCCACUGGUCUAUUGUAGCAGCGUUGGGAACACUGGUCUCGUUAAAAAGCUGUUAGAAAAUGGAGCGGAUCCGAAUAUAUGCGACUCUCAGGGCUGGACUCCACUACACUGUGCCUCUGAAUCAGGUUACUUGAGUGUUUGUAAACUCCUAAUAGAAUACAAUGCUGACGCCAAUAUCGUUUGCAAGAAAAAGAAUGCUUAUAUCUUGGCGGUGAUGAACGGGCACGAUAAGGUGGCCGAGUAUUUGAAGGAAUUCACAAAUGAAUCAGACACUUUUGAAUUCCUACACAAGAGCGAAACUGAAAACGAACUGAAUAAUAAUGAAGUUGACUGUCCAACGGACGAACUCGAUUUCCUACGUUUACAUGAUUCUGAGGAGUUAACUGAUGAGGAAAUGGAAAAAAUUAAAAGGUUGGUAAAAGAAACCAGGGACUGCGGGAAAGAGCUCGUGGGAAUUGAAGACUACACUAACGCAACUAAUUGCUAUACAAAAGGGUUAUCUCUUUGUCCAGACCUUCCUGAGUUUAAUGAGUUGAAAUCCAUUUUGUACUCUAACCGAAGCUUCACGAACCUGAAACUGAAGAACUUAAAUCAAUCACUAAGGGAUGCAAAACAGGCCGUAAAAUUUAAUCCUGAAUGGAGUAAGGCGUAUUUGCGUCUAGCUAAUGUGUACAAGGAGAAGGGAGAAACUGUAGAUUACCUGCACAAUUUAUUUCAGGCCUUUGUUCGUGAUUCCAAAAACUCAGAACUCAAACGCCGCUUCCAGUCGGAGUUUAAUAAGCAUCGAAAGAGCUAA